Molecule: messenger RNA, 8205 nt
Organism: Trichomonas vaginalis G3
Lineage: Eukaryota; Parabasalia; Trichomonadida; Trichomonadidae
Product: attachment subunit-related family
Exons: 1
Source: RefSeq, a predicted model, not a curated record
UUGUCCAAACAGCCAGAACAAGUUUCACAUAGUUCUACAAUUCAAGACAAAUUGUCCAACAAUUUGAGUUCUUCUUCUUCUCAAAACACAACAGAAACAUCUGAAACAGUUGUCCAAACAGCACCAGAACAAGUUUCACAUAGUUCUACAAUUCAAGACAAAUUGUCCAACAAUUUGAGUUCUUCUUCUUCUCAAAACACAACAGAAACAUCUGAAACAGUUGUCCAAACAGCACCAGAACAAGUUUCACAUAGUUCUACAAUUCAAGACAAAUUGUCCAACAAUUUGAGUUCUUCUUCUUCUCAAAACACAACAGAAACAUCUGAAACAGUUGUCCAAACAGCACCAGAACAAGUUUCACAUAGUUCUACAAUUCAAGACAAAUUGUCCAACAAUUUGAGUUCUUCUUCUUCUCAAAACACAACAGAAACAUCUGAAACAGUUGUCCAAACAGCACCAGAACAAGUUUCACAUAGUUCUACAAUUCAAGACAAAUUGUCCAACAAUUUGAGUUCUUCUUCUUCUCAAAACACAACAGAAACAUCUGAAACAGUUGUCCAAACAGCACCAGAACAAGUUUCACAUAGUUCUACAAUUCAAGACAAAUUGUCCAACAAUUUGAGUUCUUCUUCUUCUCAAAACACAACAGAAACAUCUGAAACAGUUGUCCAAACAGCACCAGAACAAGUUUCACAUAGUUCUACAAUUCAAGACAAAUUGUCCAACAAUUUGAGUUCUUCUUCUUCUCAAAACACAACAGAAACAUCUGAAACAGUUGUCCAAACAGCACCAGAACAAGUUUCACAUAGUUCUACAAUUCAAGACAAAUUGUCCAACAAUUUGAGUUCUUCUUCUUCUCAAAACACAACAGAAACAUCUGAAACAGUUGUCCAAACAGCACCAGAACAAGUUUCACAUAGUUCUACAAUUCAAGACAAAUUGUCCAACAAUUUGAGUUCUUCUUCUUCUCAAAACACAACAGAAACAUCUGAAACAGUUGUCCAAACAGCACCAGAACAAGUUUCACAUAGUUCUACAAUUCAAGACAAAUUGUCCAACAAUUUGAGUUCUUCUUCUUCUCAAAACACAACAGAAACAUCUGAAACAGUUGUCCAAACAGCACCAGAACAAGUUUCACAUAGUUCUACAAUUCAAGACAAAUUGUCCAACAAUUUGAGUUCUUCUUCUUCUCAAAACACAACAGAAACAUCUGAAACAGUUGUCCAAACAGCACCAGAACAAGUUUCACAUAGUUCUACAAUUCAAGACAAAUUGUCCAACAAUUUGAGUUCUUCUUCUUCUCAAAACACAACAGAAACAUCUGAAACAGUUGUCCAAACAGCACCAGAACAAGUUUCACAUAGUUCUACAAUUCAAGACAAAUUGUCCAACAAUUUGAGUUCUUCUUCUUCUCAAAACACAACAGAAACAUCUGAAACAGUUGUCCAAACAGCACCAGAACAAGUUUCACAUAGUUCUACAAUUCAAGACAAAUUGUCCAACAAUUUGAGUUCUUCUUCUUCUCAAAACACAACAGAAACAUCUGAAACAGUUGUCCAAACAGCACCAGAACAAGUUUCACAUAGUUCUACAAUUCAAGACAAAUUGUCCAACAAUUUGAGUUCUUCUUCUUCUCAAAACACAACAGAAACAUCUGAAACAGUUGUCCAAACAGCACCAGAACAAGUUUCACAUAGUUCUACAAUUCAAGACAAAUUGUCCAACAAUUUGAGUUCUUCUUCUUCUCAAAACACAACAGAAACAUCUGAAACAGUUGUCCAAACAGCACCAGAACAAGUUUCACAUAGUUCUACAAUUCAAGACAAAUUGUCCAACAAUUUGAGUUCUUCUUCUUCUCAAAACACAACAGAAACAUCUGAAACAGUUGUCCAAACAGCACCAGAACAAGUUUCACAUAGUUCUACAAUUCAAGACAAAUUGUCCAACAAUUUGAGUUCUUCUUCUUCUCAAAACACAACAGAAACAUCUGAAACAGUUGUCCAAACAGCACCAGAACAAGUUUCACAUAGUUCUACAAUUCAAGACAAAUUGUCCAACAAUUUGAGUUCUUCUUCUUCUCAAAACACAACAGAAACAUCUGAAACAGUUGUCCAAACAGCACCAGAACAAGUUUCACAUAGUUCUACAAUUCAAGACAAAUUGUCCAACAAUUUGAGUUCUUCUUCUUCUCAAAACACAACAGAAACAUCUGAAACAGUUGUCCAAACAGCACCAGAACAAGUUUCACAUAGUUCUACAAUUCAAGACAAAUUGUCCAACAAUUUGAGUUCUUCUUCUUCUCAAAACACAACAGAAACAUCUGAAACAGUUGUCCAAACAGCACCAGAACAAGUUUCACAUAGUUCUACAAUUCAAGACAAAUUGUCCAACAAUUUGAGUUCUUCUUCUUCUCAAAACACAACAGAAACAUCUGAAACAGUUGUCCAAACAGCACCAGAACAAGUUUCACAUAGUUCUACAAUUCAAGACAAAUUGUCCAACAAUUUGAGUUCUUCUUCUUCUCAAAACACAACAGAAACAUCUGAAACAGUUGUCCAAACAGCACCAGAACAAGUUUCACAUAGUUCUACAAUUCAAGACAAAUUGUCCAACAAUUUGAGUUCUUCUUCUUCUCAAAACACAACAGAAACAUCUGAAACAGUUGUCCAAACAGCACCAGAACAAGUUUCACAUAGUUCUACAAUUCAAGACAAAUUGUCCAACAAUUUGAGUUCUUCUUCUUCUCAAAACACAACAGAAACAUCUGAAACAGUUGUCCAAACAGCACCAGAACAAGUUUCACAUAGUUCUACAAUUCAAGACAAAUUGUCCAACAAUUUGAGUUCUUCUUCUUCUCAAAACACAACAGAAACAUCUGAAACAGUUGUCCAAACAGCACCAGAACAAGUUUCACAUAGUUCUACAAUUCAAGACAAAUUGUCCAACAAUUUGAGUUCUUCUUCUUCUCAAAACACAACAGAAACAUCUGAAACAGUUGUCCAAACAGCACCAGAACAAGUUUCACAUAGUUCUACAAUUCAAGACAAAUUGUCCAACAAUUUGAGUUCUUCUUCUUCUCAAAACACAACAGAAACAUCUGAAACAGUUGUCCAAACAGCACCAGAACAAGUUUCACAUAGUUCUACAAUUCAAGACAAAUUGUCCAACAAUUUGAGUUCUUCUUCUUCUCAAAACACAACAGAAACAUCUGAAACAGUUGUCCAAACAGCACCAGAACAAGUUUCACAUAGUUCUACAAUUCAAGACAAAUUGUCCAACAAUUUGAGUUCUUCUUCUUCUCAAAACACAACAGAAACAUCUGAAACAGUUGUCCAAACAGCACCAGAACAAGUUUCACAUAGUUCUACAAUUCAAGACAAAUUGUCCAACAAUUUGAGUUCUUCUUCUUCUCAAAACACAACAGAAACAUCUGAAACAGUUGUCCAAACAGCACCAGAACAAGUUUCACAUAGUUCUACAAUUCAAGACAAAUUGUCCAACAAUUUGAGUUCUUCUUCUUCUCAAAACACAACAGAAACAUCUGAAACAGUUGUCCAAACAGCACCAGAACAAGUUUCACAUAGUUCUACAAUUCAAGACAAAUUGUCCAACAAUUUGAGUUCUUCUUCUUCUCAAAACACAACAGAAACAUCUGAAACAGUUGUCCAAACAGCACCAGAACAAGUUUCACAUAGUUCUACAAUUCAAGACAAAUUGUCCAACAAUUUGAGUUCUUCUUCUUCUCAAAACACAACAGAAACAUCUGAAACAGUUGUCCAAACAGCACCAGAACAAGUUUCACAUAGUUCUACAAUUCAAGACAAAUUGUCCAACAAUUUGAGUUCUUCUUCUUCUCAAAACACAACAGAAACAUCUGAAACAGUUGUCCAAACAGCACCAGAACAAGUUUCACAUAGUUCUACAAUUCAAGACAAAUUGUCCAACAAUUUGAGUUCUUCUUCUUCUCAAAACACAACAGAAACAUCUGAAACAGUUGUCCAAACAGCACCAGAACAAGUUUCACAUAGUUCUACAAUUCAAGACAAAUUGUCCAACAAUUUGAGUUCUUCUUCUUCUCAAAACACAACAGAAACAUCUGAAACAGUUGUCCAAACAGCACCAGAACAAGUUUCACAUAGUUCUACAAUUCAAGACAAAUUGUCCAACAAUUUGAGUUCUUCUUCUUCUCAAAACACAACAGAAACAUCUGAAACAGUUGUCCAAACAGCACCAGAACAAGUUUCACAUAGUUCUACAAUUCAAGACAAAUUGUCCAACAAUUUGAGUUCUUCUUCUUCUCAAAACACAACAGAAACAUCUGAAACAGUUGUCCAAACAGCACCAGAACAAGUUUCACAUAGUUCUACAAUUCAAGACAAAUUGUCCAACAAUUUGAGUUCUUCUUCUUCUCAAAACACAACAGAAACAUCUGAAACAGUUGUCCAAACAGCACCAGAACAAGUUUCACAUAGUUCUACAAUUCAAGACAAAUUGUCCAACAAUUUGAGUUCUUCUUCUUCUCAAAACACAACAGAAACAUCUGAAACAGUUGUCCAAACAGCACCAGAACAAGUUUCACAUAGUUCUACAAUUCAAGACAAAUUGUCCAACAAUUUGAGUUCUUCUUCUUCUCAAAACACAACAGAAACAUCUGAAACAGUUGUCCAAACAGCACCAGAACAAGUUUCACAUAGUUCUACAAUUCAAGACAAAUUGUCCAACAAUUUGAGUUCUUCUUCUUCUCAAAACACAACAGAAACAUCUGAAACAGUUGUCCAAACAGCACCAGAACAAGUUUCACAUAGUUCUACAAUUCAAGACAAAUUGUCCAACAAUUUGAGUUCUUCUUCUUCUCAAAACACAACAGAAACAUCUGAAACAGUUGUCCAAACAGCACCAGAACAAGUUUCACAUAGUUCUACAAUUCAAGACAAAUUGUCCAACAAUUUGAGUUCUUCUUCUCAAAACACAACAGAAACAUCUGAAACAGUUGUCCAAACAGCACCAGAACAAGUUUCACAUAGUUCUACAAUUCAAGACAAAUUGUCCAACAAUUUGAGUUCUUCUUCUUCUCAAAACACAACAGAAACAUCUGAAACAGUUGUCCAAACAGCACCAGAACAAGUUUCACAUAGUUCUACAAUUCAAGACAAAUUGUCCAACAAUUUGAGUUCUUCUUCUUCUCAAAACACAACAGAAACAUCUGAAACAGUUGUCCAAACAGCACCAGAACAAGUUUCACAUAGUUCUACAAUUCAAGACAAAUUGUCCAACAAUUUGAGUUCUUCUUCUUCUCAAAACACAACAGAAACAUCUGAAACAGUUGUCCAAACAGCACCAGAACAAGUUUCACAUAGUUCUACAAUUCAAGACAAAUUGUCCAACAAUUUGAGUUCUUCUUCUUCUCAAAACACAACAGAAACAUCUGAAACAGUUGUCCAAACAGCACCAGAACAAGUUUCACAUAGUUCUACAAUUCAAGACAAAUUGUCCAACAAUUUGAGUUCUUCUUCUUCUCAAAACACAACAGAAACAUCUGAAACAGUUGUCCAAACAGCACCAGAACAAGUUUCACAUAGUUCUACAAUUCAAGACAAAUUGUCCAACAAUUUGAGUUCUUCUUCUUCUCAAAACACAACAGAAACAUCUGAAACAGUUGUCCAAACAGCACCAGAACAAGUUUCACAUAGUUCUACAAUUCAAGACAAAUUGUCCAACAAUUUGAGUUCUUCUUCUUCUCAAAACACAACAGAAACAUCUGAAACAGUUGUCCAAACAGCACCAGAACAAGUUUCACAUAGUUCUACAAUUCAAGACAAAUUGUCCAACAAUUUGAGUUCUUCUUCUUCUCAAAACACAACAGAAACAUCUGAAACAGUUGUCCAAACAGCACCAGAACAAGUUUCACAUAGUUCUACAAUUCAAGACAAAUUGUCCAACAAUUUGAGUUCUUCUUCUUCUCAAAACACAACAGAAACAUCUGAAACAGUUGUCCAAACAGCACCAGAACAAGUUUCACAUAGUUCUACAAUUCAAGACAAAUUGUCCAACAAUUUGAGUUCUUCUUCUUCUCAAAACACAACAGAAACAUCUGAAACAGUUGUCCAAACAGCACCAGAACAAGUUUCACAUAGUUCUACAAUUCAAGACAAAUUGUCCAACAAUUUGAGUUCUUCUUCUUCUCAAAACACAACAGAAACAUCUGAAACAGUUGUCCAAACAGCACCAGAACAAGUUUCACAUAGUUCUACAAUUCAAGACAAAUUGUCCAACAAUUUGAGUUCUUCUUCUUCUCAAAACACAACAGAAACAUCUGAAACAGUUGUCCAAACAGCACCAGAACAAGUUUCACAUAGUUCUACAAUUCAAGACAAAUUGUCCAACAAUUUGAGUUCUUCUUCUUCUCAAAACACAACAGAAACAUCUGAAACAGUUGUCCAAACAGCACCAGAACAAGUUUCACAUAGUUCUACAAUUCAAGACAAAUUGUCCAACAAUUUGAGUUCUUCUUCUUCUCAAAACACAACAGAAACAUCUGAAACAGUUGUCCAAACAGCACCAGAACAAGUUUCACAUAGUUCUACAAUUCAAGACAAAUUGUCCAACAAUUUGAGUUCUUCUUCUUCUCAAAACACAACAGAAACAUCUGAAACAGUUGUCCAAACAGCACCAGAACAAGUUUCACAUAGUUCUACAAUUCAAGACAAAUUGUCCAACAAUUUGAGUUCUUCUUCUUCUCAAAACACAACAGAAACAUCUGAAACAGUUGUCCAAACAGCACCAGAACAAGUUUCACAUAGUUCUACAAUUCAAGACAAAUUGUCCAACAAUUUGAGUUCUUCUUCUUCUCAAAACACAACAGAAACAUCUGAAACAGUUGUCCAAACAGCACCAGAACAAGUUUCACAUAGUUCUACAAUUCAAGACAAAUUGUCCAACAAUUUGAGUUCUUCUUCUUCUCAAAACACAACAGAAACAUCUGAAACAGUUGUCCAAACAGCACCAGAACAAGUUUCACAUAGUUCUACAAUUCAAGACAAAUUGUCCAACAAUUUGAGUUCUUCUUCUUCUCAAAACACAACAGAAACAUCUGAAACAGUUGUCCAAACAGCACCAGAACAAGUUUCACAUAGUUCUACAAUUCAAGACAAAUUGUCCAACAAUUUGAGUUCUUCUUCUUCUCAAAACACAACAGAAACAUCUGAAACAGUUGUCCAAACAGCACCAGAACAAGUUUCACAUAGUUCUACAAUUCAAGACAAAUUGUCCAACAAUUUGAGUUCUUCUUCUUCUCAAAACACAACAGAAACAUCUGAAACAGUUGUCCAAACAGCACCAGAACAAGUUUCACAUAGUUCUACAAUUCAAGACAAAUUGUCCAACAAUUUGAGUUCUUCUUCUUCUCAAAACACAACAGAAACAUCUGAAACAGUUGUCCAAACAGCACCAGAACAAGUUUCACAUAGUUCUACAAUUCAAGACAAAUUGUCCAACAAUUUGAGUUCUUCUUCUUCUCAAAACACAACAGAAACAUCUGAAACAGUUGUCCAAACAGCACCAGAACAAGUUUCACAUAGUUCUACAAUUCAAGACAAAUUGUCCAACAAUUUGAGUUCUUCUUCUUCUCAAAACACAACAGAAACAUCUGAAACAGUUGUCCAAACAGCACCAGAACAAGUUUCACAUAGUUCUACAAUUCAAGACAAAUUGUCCAACAAUUUGAGUUCUUCUUCUUCUCAAAACACAACAGAAACAUCUGAAACAGUUGUCCAAACAGCACCAGAACAAGUUUCACAUAGUUCUACAAUUCAAGACAAAUUGUCCAACAAUUUGAGUUCUUCUUCUUCUCAAAACACAACAGAAACAUCUGAAACAGUUGUCCAAACAGCACCAGAACAAGUUUCACAUAGUUCUACAAUUCAAGACAAAUUGUCCAACAAUUUGAGUUCUUCUUCUUCUCAAAACACAACAGAAACAUCUGAAACAGUUGUCCAAACAGCACCAGAACAAGUUUCACAUAGUUCUACAAUUCAAGACAAAUUGUCCAACAAUUUGAGUUCUUCUUCUUCUCAAAACACAACAGAAACAUCUGAAACAGUUGUCCAAACAGCACCAGAACAAGUUUCACAUAGUUCUACAAUUCAAGACAAAUUGUCCAACAAUUUGAGUUCUUCUUCUUCUCAAACACACAACAGAAACAUCUGA